AUGCAAGAUCUAUAUGGCGUUGCCUGGUUCCGAAAUUUUGCAGUCAAGACAAAAGCGUAUGCUGCUAUUGCUAGCACCGAUACUACUGCUAGAGACAAGUUCAAGGAUGAUAUCUUUGAAGCAGUUAUUGCAACAGGAUUUCUGUGCAACUGCGAUCGAACGAGAACAGCUCCUCUGAUGCUGGAUCUUCAGACAAACUACUGCAGGGAAGUGGAUUAUUAUCCAAAGACGAUCAGCAAAGCACAAGAUAUGUUGAAGAUUCACAUGGAUGUGAUCAAGAAUCUAGGAGUGAACCUGUACCAAGGAAAAGACCAGCCUAAUAAAGGUAAAGGUAAACUGAAGGACGAUAAGAAUCAUAUGUCUCCAAAAUGCUCAGACAGACUGCUACCAGAGAUUCAAUGGAAACAUCCAAAACACUAUGUUGAUUAUGGGAAGAAGCUCAAUCUUAACCAGAUUGGAGCAACUGUCCCAGCUAUAGUUCCUGGACCGUCUCCAGCGACAAGUAUUAUCACUGGUGGAACAUCGAGUGUUGCGGGAAGUAUCAACACACCUUUGCGACUUGCUGGUACUACAGGUAAUCAAAUGAUGCAAGUUUCUGCGGGAAUGCAGCUCAUGCAGAUUCCAACCCAAGGUGGCAGGACUAUGACUGUCCCUUACACAAUGAAUUAUAAUGGUGAGACUGCGUUCAGUGGAAUGCAACUCAGCCAACAAGGCUUCAGUGGUGCUCAAGUGCGCCAAGGAUUCGAUGCAACUCCAGCUCAAACUCCGCAGGUCGUGAAGACUGGCUAUUUUGAUACGUCAAAUGUCUUCCACGAUGCUAUCAAGGGAAAGGAUGAGAUUGGAAAUGAUCCAUCAUCUGUCCUUGAUCUCUGGCACCACUUCGGCAGUGUGGCCGGGUCAGGCUUCCAUGGUUGGGUUCCUGAGUUCAUUACCAUUGAAGGUAGUGAGGAUCGCCUGGUCCAGGCUCUUCUUGCCGGUACCCUUCGUGUUGUGAGCGACGGCUCAUACAAAGCUAAAGUUGGCACAGCAUGCGCCCAAAUUCUCACUGAGGAUCGCAGGGACAUCAUCUGGAUCACCUGCCAAACUCCAGGGAAAUUUGAAGAUCAGAGCUCAACUCGUAGCGAAUUGAUUGGCCUUAUGGCUUCUCUCCUGGUGUUGGAAUGGAUGUCUCAGGUCGCUCAACUGAAACUCUUUGCCAGCCAACCCUCGGUGGAGAUGGCCUGCGACGGGCUCAUUGCUAUUGAUAAGUCCUUCUCCGAAGUGCACCUGUCAUCGUCUGGUGCUCAGUUUGACUUGGCCUCUACCAUCCGGGCCCUGCUUCGCCACCUCCCUCUCCAAGUCCAGCGGCGCCAUGUCAAAGGCCACCUGGAUAAGCACCGACCUUUCUCCCAACUGGACUGGUGGGAGCAGCGAAAUGUUGAAGUGGACUCCAAAACACAAGCCCACUGCCGCCUGCUCGAGUCUACGGGCCGCUCGGCUGCCUCCAACCCCCGCUUCUUCCAUGAACCUGUGUCUUCAUUCAUCAAUGGUGUUAAGUCUUCCAAACUGGAUCAGGCUCACAUCAUGGAGCUGGUCUCUCUUCCUGCCCUUUGA
Messenger RNA from Cylindrotheca closterium, 1593 nucleotides. NCBI's taxonomy places the organism in Eukaryota, Bacillariophyta, Bacillariophyceae, Bacillariales, Bacillariaceae. The record is from the annotation of a GenBank genome assembly.